Messenger RNA from Melitaea cinxia (Glanville fritillary), 1092 nucleotides. RefSeq names its product LIM/homeobox protein Awh (gene Awh). The transcript is spliced from 6 exons. The record is from RefSeq and is a predicted model, not a curated record. NCBI's taxonomy places the organism in Eukaryota, Metazoa, Arthropoda, Insecta, Lepidoptera, Nymphalidae. Gene Ontology annotation, cellular component: nucleus. Bases 1 to 1092 code for a protein of 363 amino acids. Gene Ontology annotation, biological process: neuron differentiation; regulation of transcription by RNA polymerase II. Gene Ontology annotation, molecular function: RNA polymerase II transcription regulatory region sequence-specific DNA binding; DNA-binding transcription factor activity, RNA polymerase II-specific.
AUGAUUGAAAAUAAAGCAAUGGAUGGAGAUCUUAAGAAUGCAGUUCGCAUUCUUUUCUCUAGUGAUACCCUCGCACCUUUUGAUAAUAAAACGCUAGAAGCCUUACGCGAAAAGCAUCCCUUACCGAAUCCGGCGUCCUUGCUCCCAAGUCCACCUAUUUUCAAUAAUGUUUUACAGGUUAAAGAUGAAGACACCUAUGCUGCAAUUAUGUCAUUCACAAGUGGCUCUGCUAGCGGCAUAGACGGCAUCACAUCACAACAUCUUAAAGAUCUUACGGAGCACCGCACGUGCUGUGCGUGCGGCGAGCCCAUAGCUGAUCGCUUCCUCCUGGAGGUGGGAGGCGGAGCUUGGCACACCGGCUGUCUUCGCUGUUGCGUCUGCGCCAUCCAGCUCGACAGACACCCCUCGUGCUUCCUCAGGGACAGGCAGGUCUACUGCAAACAGGACUAUGCUAAGAGUUUUGGCGCCAAGUGCUCCAAGUGUUGCCGCGGAAUCUCCUCAUCAGACUGGGUGCGCAAGGCCCGGGAACAGGUGUAUCACCUGGCCUGCUUCGCAUGCGAUGCGUGUGGCCGGCAGCUGUCAACAGGGGAGCAGUUUGCUCUUCACGAGGACAGAGUACUGUGCAAACCUCAUUAUUUAGAGACGUUGGACGGGGGUUCUAUCUCAUCUGAUGAUGGUUGCGAUUCAGAAGGAUACCACAAGAGUAAGGCGAAACGGGUCAGAACAACAUUCACAGAAGAACAGCUGCAAGUAUUACAAGCUAACUUCCAGCUGGAUUCCAACCCAGAUGGUCAAGAUCUAGAGAGGAUCGCGCAGGUCACUGGCUUAAGUAAAAGGGUCACGCAAGUCUGGUUUCAGAAUAGUCGUGCUCGUCAGAAGAAGCACCAACAUACUGGAAAGGGGAAACAAAAUCAAGCGAUGUCCCGGGAUUCAGAUCCGGUGGGGUUUGGUCGGCCCAUCAACCUCCAUCUUACUUAUUCCUUUCAGAACAAACCGCCUUUCGUUCCAAUAGAUGGAACUUCGUUCACGGAUUCUUCGAUGGAUGAACUGUCGGAGGACUCAUCCAUCCACUGUAUGCAGAGCGAAGUCUAG